AUGUUGGCAUUAAGGUCAUGGAGAUUACUCCUCGUGUCUUGCCUGCUCGCCUUCUCUUGGAUGAUACCAUUCACUGAUGCUGAAAAAGAUCCCAACUCCGUACACCCAACUCGAAAUCUAUUGAACGAAAACGAGACGGUGCAUGUAAAUUCUGAUGGUGGGGGUGGUGGUGGUGGUGGUGGAGACGAGGACGGAGACGGUGGAGCCGACGAAGACCCUUGCGCAAAAGCCACGGAAUGUAAAGACUGUGAGACUGCAAGUUCACAUUUCACCGACGACGACGAAGAAGUCUGUCGAUGGUCACUUGGGACAUCGGAGGUACUGGAGUGUAUGAAGAAAAAAAAGAGUGAAGUGGAGGAUAUGCUCGGGGACAUGUGUAGCGCAAGUGGUGCAAAUGGCUCGAAUAGCGACGGCAACAAGUUCCCUGUAGACGAUUCUGCUGGAGAACCUUCUGCUUCUCCGCCAUCCAAGGCACCGACAAGCGAUAGUGGAAUGAAUUAUCCAGAAGAGGAUGAAGGGAAUGGUGCUGUUCUUGCAAUCGUUCUGCUAAUGGUCUUUGUUGGCAUUGCAUAUUCCAAUCGAGGCAAGAUGUUGAAGGUUUUGAAGGGCUCUGAUGGAUUCGAUGGAAUGGGAGGAAGCGGAGAAAGUGGUGGCUCUGCAUCCAAACCAGUCAAAUACCAUGAUAUACCUGGCGAUGAAGAUGACGAAGAAUGGGGAUGGGGAGACGACAAAGAUAGCACCAGUGGUGAAAUCGAAUUACCAGCAAACGAAAGUGCAGGAUCCAUUGGUAGCUACAAGGACGAAGUAGUUCACAAACGCAAUACAUCUAUCGACAUCAAAGAUCCAGUGUCUUACAACAACCCGAGCGCUUCACCCAUGACAUCUUCUAGUAGGCCUGCACCGGCCCCUAGCAGUGGAGGGCUGAAUUUGUCUUCUUCUGCUACAAAUACAAGGACCUCCAAUUCAGGAAGCUCAACACCAGUGAAGUCGGGAAUGGGCUUGAUGUCAAAGCAGCAGAAACCAAAGCCAAAGCCAGUCGCCAAAUCGCCAGCAUCCGCGCCUGUGAUGCCUGCACCAGCUGCUGCACAACCCAUUCCUAAUUCAGCUGCCAUGCCUAUUCCACAACGCAUCACAUCCUUGGGGAAGAAGAAGCCUGUGGCGCCAGCCAAGUCCAAACCCACAACCAAACCGCCAGAGGAUGAUAUUUUUGCAUCCAUGGGAUUGAGUGCCAAGCCCAAAUUUUCGGCUCCAGUUUCAGGAGGCCCAAAAACAACCCCCGCAGCAGCAUCCGGCGGGAGCCGAUGGGCAACCCCAGCAAACACUGCUGCUGUGACGGCAGUUGCCAGCACUUCCAACACUCUAUCGGCUAACUUCAGUAAUGAUGGCGGAGAAGAUGGUGGAGAUGCUGAUGAUGACUGGGGAGACGAUGACGAUUUGAAUGAUCUUCUCGAUGAUUAA
This is a messenger RNA of Cylindrotheca closterium, 1458 nucleotides long. The record is from the annotation of a GenBank genome assembly. Lineage: Eukaryota; Bacillariophyta; Bacillariophyceae; Bacillariales; Bacillariaceae.